Messenger RNA from Penicillium roqueforti, 2085 nucleotides. RefSeq lists its product as uncharacterized. The transcript has a single exon. Lineage: Eukaryota; Fungi; Ascomycota; Eurotiomycetes; Eurotiales; Aspergillaceae. Bases 1 to 2085 code for a protein of 694 amino acids. The record is from RefSeq and is a predicted model, not a curated record.
AUGUCUGGUCAUAUUUCAUCGGAGCAUUCUCGCUCUAUUUCACAAUCCUCUCAAACGCCACAACUCUCCAGCGAUUCGACACCUCGCCGCUCCUUCGGUCGCACCUCCACCUCCAAUCCAAAUGUCUUCGCCGACGAAUACUCAUUAGAAACCAUUGACUCCGAUCGCAUCGAACGCCCCCACAGUCCCUCUUCCAUUGCAUCCUCCUCUACUCUUCGGGAAAACACCCAGCCAAGGGCUGUUAGCACGGGCCCGACCGAGAACGAUAACCCGUUCGCUGAUGACGCUCGGGUGUCCUUCGAUGAACCUCAUCGGUCAAGUCUGCCUCAAAAGGGGUAUGCUUUCGCCAACAACCGUAACUCAACCUCCUCUCUCAACUCGACGCCUUCUAUGAUCCAGCGCAAUCAGAGCGUUUCUUCUCGUUUCUCGAUUCCCCGCGCUCUGAGCCCCUACACCGGAGCCACCGGACCCAGCCAUCCAUAUGGUAUGUAUCCACAAGUUGGGGUUAGCCGGUCGCCCAGUGUAGGUAGUACUUCGACGAUCCGCCCAAUUGAACGCCCACUUGAAGGGUCAACCGGUCCGCAGCACCCCUACGCGAUGUACUCGCAAAAUGUGGUCGAAGAAGGAAUGGAUGACGAUAUCAUCCCAGUCGGAUUUCCAGGCCAUAACCCACCAUAUCAACCACCCGCUGGUCGCCAGGCUGAUGAUGUGGGUGAUAUCAUUGGACCGGAUGGUCACGCAGAGCCGCUACCACCGUAUUCACGCUAUCCAACUGGUGUUAUACCGAAGCCCCCAGGGCCUGAGACGGUAGUCGAUCUCGAUCCUCCGCCGGAGGAACGCCGUCUCAACAAUGAAAGUUCAAGAGCGGCGCCGAUUUCAGAAACCUCAUCAAGGGCUUUGGUGCUUGAACAUUCUGGUGAUGGGAACGAUAAUGGGCACGGGGAGGAAAGAGUCGCUGCGACCACAGGCAUCAUGGCCUUCGAAGAGAAGCUUAAACGCAAGGGGAAACAGACCGCAUGCUGUGGCCUGCCAGUAUGGACGUUGGUCCUCAUUGCAACUGUUAUGCUCAUUGGAGGAUGUAUUGGAGGCGUCAUUGGUGGUGUUCUGGGAACCAAGAAAGCCGCAGAAGCUGCAAAGCAAGAACACCAGGAGGCCCAACAAUCCAGCCCUUUACCAAUCAUAACGGUCACCGCAACCCCUCAGAUGGAUGCAUCAAUGAUAUCCACCCCCACAGGUCUCAAGGGAGUCCCUACGGGCUACUACACGGUACCUUCCGGUUACCAGAAUGGAUCUGGGCUUUGCGUGGACGAAUCGAAUUACGGCAAAGCCUGGAAAUGCAUGCAAUCACCGAGCACAAUCGAUAUUUUUAUCGGCGAAUCCAAUGGUCACCAUUCCAUCGUUUUCGACGACGGUGUUCCGACCCCGACCUUUACAUAUGGUGCCCAGGCGCCGUAUUGGUCUUCUUCGCCUACACAAGCAUUGAGUAUGGCCAUUGAUACCACUGAUAUUGGCAUGGGUCCUGCUCUGUUCUUCCUUGCUCCCUUCGACAAGUUGGUCAUUGUUCCGGACGAUACAUUCUCUAACUCCAUUUCUAAGCGCACAUUCGUGGAAGACGGAUGGGCAAAUGCAAAUGCCUACAAGAAUUUGAAGCAGACCGCAGAAAUUGGCGACAAGCCGUGGUUUUGUUGGUGGAAUAACACGAUGAUGGAGUUUUUCUUGUACGUCAACCAGUCGACGUCGAGUUCCUUGAGCACCACUGCUUCUAUCAACAGCAACAUGGCAGCAAGCACAGCUGGCUCCACUGCUGACGCUAAACGCGACUCCUCCGCCACCUACGCUUAUCCACGCAGGAUUAAGAUGGAGGAGCGCCGAGACGACCCAUCACGAGAAUCUCCCUACUGUCAGCAAAUGCAAGUUCGCAAUGACGGGGGUUUGGCGCUUCUUUCAGGCAGCAUCAUCAACAUCAAAGAGAACGAGCCCACGCCGACUACUACCUACACCAAUUAUAAAGGCGGCACUGCCCAGACAUACACUGCCCAGGCAUCUUACGCUAGCCCGUGCUACUGUGUGUCUCUGACUGACUAG